AUGUUGGCGUACAGGACGAAUGUGUGCCGGCCCAAGAACCUCCGCCCGGGUGUGGCCUGUGUCAUCGACUUGCAGUGCCGCUCGGGCUCGUGUGUCGGCGGCACGUGUGCCGGCUCUGCGCUUGGCACUGUUUGCAAUGCCAUCGAGGACUGUGCCGAGCCCAACUUUUGCGUCACGAACGCAGGGACCGGCGUCAAGGAGUGCACCGCCGCUCUGGUGGCCGACGGAGCAGCGUGCACCACAAACUCGGACUGCGAGUCGGGCGUGUGUGACAAGUCAGGCUCGGUCUGCAUUCCCGAGUUCUCCAAGGCCGGUGGGGCCAAUUGCACUAGCAACGAUGAGUGCUCGUCGCACAAGUGUGGGAGCAACGGCGUGUACAGCGUCUGCCUGCAGUCCUACCUCGAGCGCGGAGAGGGCGAGGAAUGCCCGGAUGGCGACCUCAACUGCAAGACCGGACAUGUUUGCGUCGGAUCCGACACCAUCGGCACCACCCGUGUCUGCCGCAACGUCGUCAACAAGCUCUGCGCGUCGUCUUCCGUCUGCGGUAAUGGCGUUUGCACCUGCGCCGGCUCGGAGAACAAGUGCUUUGCCCGGCGUUUUUCGCCCAUUGCGUGUGACACCCAUCUGGUCAAGGCCCAGCGGCUCGGCUCGAACAUUCCCACGUCUUCGUCGACCACGUUCCCGACCGCCGGCUUUGCCCUCCCAUGGGAUGCGUACACCGCUGCCGGCGGCAACGCCGCCGCCUUUGCCCAGGCCAUGGCCGACCUCUACUGCUGCUACUACAACGCCGGCGAGUCUGGUCUCGUCAACAUCGAACAGACUCUUGCAGCCUACAAGCUCGAGUGCAAGAGCUCCGGCAAUGUCUUUGCCGCCAUCUCCGAGUCGUCGGCUGAACCGCGCCGCUGCACCCCGGUCGACCGCUAUAAGGAAAACGAGGUCGGCUCGGGCGUUCGUGGCACCCCGGUCUCCUCCAUCAUCCGCUCCGCUGCCGCCACCGUCGCGCCCAAGGCCGUCGCCACCGCUGCCGCCGUCGUUGUUGCCGUCGUCCUCGCUCUCCUCGCGUAG
This is a messenger RNA of Thecamonas trahens ATCC 50062, 1065 nucleotides long. RefSeq lists its product as uncharacterized. Lineage: Eukaryota; Apusomonadida; Apusomonadidae. The transcript has 2 exons. The record is from RefSeq and is a predicted model, not a curated record. The coding region runs from base 1 to 1065 and encodes 354 amino acids.